AUGAUUUUACUGCACCUGUGGGCGUCCCAGCUGGCUGUGCUGCACCUGUGGGCGUCCCAGCCGGUUGCUCUGCACCCGUGGGUGUCCCAGCUGGUACUGCAGCUGUGGGUGUUCCAGCUGGUUGCACUGCACCUGUGGGCGUUCCAGCUGGUUGUGCUGCACCUGUGGGCAUCCCAGCUGGUUGCGCUGCACCUAUGGGCGUCCCAGCCGGUUGUACUGCACCUGUGGGUGUUCCAGCUGGUUGCACUGCACCUGUGGGCGUCCCAGCUGGCUGUGCUGCACCUGUGGGCGUCCCAGCCGGUUGCUCUGCACCCGUGGGUGUCCCAGCUGGUACUGCAGCUGUGGGUGUUCCAGCUGGUUGCACUGCACCUGUGGGCGUUCCAGCUGGUUGUGCUGCACCUGUGGGCAUCCCAGCUGGUUGCGCUGCACCUAUGGGCGUCCCAGCCGGUUGCUCUGCACCUGUGGGUGUUCCAGCUGGUACUGCACCUGUGGGUGUCCCAGCUGGUUGUGCUGUACUUGUGGUUCCAGCUGGUUGCACUGCACCUGUGGGUGUUCCAGCUGGUACUGCACCUGUGGGUGUCCCAGCUGGUUGUGCUGUACUUGUGGGUGUCACAGUGGGAAGCAGCUUCUAAACUCAGGAACCUAGGAAGGGAAUCUGGUACGGGCGUAGCUCUACCAGAGGAGGACAUCUGGUCGCUCUUGUCCCUGGCUGCGGAGCAGCUCCUGGGGACCCCUGUGAGGGUAAGGGGGUGCUCCGCAGACUACGUGGUCUGCCCCUGGCUGACCUUGCUUUCUGGGUUUGGAACUUCUUUCCUUGGCCAUGCAUCUCACAUAGAGGCCGCUCCUUUCAAGGCCCCUGAACUGCUACGGAGACAGAGCAACAGCGAGCAGCCUGAUGUCCCUCAGCGGGCAGCAACCAAAGCCGACUUCCACGCUGAAGAUUUCAUCCCAGCAAGUCUGAUCGAGAAGAUGACUGCUCGCGGGACCCAGGUCCCUGUCUCAGCGAUGCGCCGCCACGGUCCCCUGCUGGGGAGAGGUGGCCAGGAGUUCCUGAGGGCACUGCGGGCCGUGGAAGUCCAUGCGGCCUGCCCCAGGGAGUGCCCAGAGGCCUACACUGCGCAUCUUCCAGAAUAUGGCAUAUUGGGCUCACCGAGUUCUCCCAGAGAAGACAAGCUCGGAGGGGAGAUGGCCUUGGGGAUCUGGGCCAAGGGCCUCAUAAUAUAUGAAGUGAAAAACAGCAGCAGAAUUGCAACUUUACGAUUUCAGUGGAGAGAAAUUGGGAAGAUUUCAACUUAUCGAAAGAAGUUCACCAUCACAAGCAGCAUCAGGGAUUCGGCCAAGACCUGUAAAUAUUUGCUGGGCCUCUGCUCUACCCAGCAUGGCUUUCAUGCUCAUAUGAAUGCUCCCCAAGUUGCAACUGACUAUGGUGGGUGUGAGCAAGUGGUCAAUUUGAGUCUUGCCCACCUGGCCCAGACUGAGCCUAUCACUUGGAUCAGAGUGACACGCUCAGAAAGUGCGCUGGUUGCAUUCAGGCAGGAGGACCCUGCAGGAGGCCUGCUGGGCACGUCGCUGGACAGCUUCACCGAGGACAUUGGCGAGGAGACGGGGGCCACAAGAAAUCGGAGGCAGAUGGGCUGGACACCCCUGUUCCCUGGGCCCAAACCAGAGAAGAAUAGCACAGCCAAUUCUGGGGUCUUCUCUCCAGACAGCCUGAGCCCUGGGCACCAGAGCAGUUUUUCAUCACACACACAAGACCAGAAGAGAAAUAUUGAAGAACUAGAAAUGGCUGGAACUCAGAGCUUACUGUCCAGAUCACUUUCAGAAACCAAUGCCAGUGGAAUCUACUUUGUGGAACUGGUUAAAGAAGUUGAAGGGAUCUACGUGAAAUCCAUCCUUCCUGGAGGACCAGCUGCCAAGGAAGGGCUGGUCCUGCAGAGUGACAGGCUCCUGCAGGUAGACGGAAAGAGUCUGAGAGGCCUCAUCCACAAGCAGGCCGUGCAGUGCCUCAAGGGCUCUGGGCAGGCAAGGGCACCCUCACUCAUUCCUGGGAGAAAGAGGCCCAGGACUGCACAGCAGUGUCCUUCUGUUAAUAGCAGGACGGGAGUUGAAUGCAGGGCUGUUUCCUUGGCAACAGCCUUGCCUGGCAGGCCUGCAAGCUGUGUCUUGGUGACAGAUGGUGUGAAGUUUGAAUUCAAACUGAGGAAGGCUGGUGGUGGUGUGGGAUUCCCCUUUGUGCAGAUGGAAGAGAGCUGCAGCCACCUCAAUAAUGAUCUUGUGAGGAAUAAGCGGCUCUUCCCAGGGCAGCCAGCUGAGGAGAGAGCCACCGCAGCUGGUGGCAUUAUCCUGGCUGCAAAUGGAAAGCCCAUGGACGUCCUCUUCCAAGCGGUGCUCCAUUUACUGCGAGGGGCCUCUCGGAAGGGCCUCUCGGAAGUCACGCUCCUGCUUUGCCCCCCUCCGGGGGUCUUGCCUGAGAUGGACCAGGGCUGGCAGGUGGGCAUGCUGGUGGGACUGCUCAAGGCCCGCGGGCUUAGCCUGGGCUCCACGGAGCAGCCCAUGGAUGCGCUUCAAGGUGUCCAUCGACGUCUGCGCCUGGAAUGUUGA
Messenger RNA from Myotis brandtii (Brandt's bat), 2601 nucleotides. RefSeq names its product FERM and PDZ domain containing 2 (gene FRMPD2). The record is from RefSeq and is a predicted model, not a curated record. Gene Ontology annotation, molecular function: protein binding. NCBI's taxonomy places the organism in Eukaryota, Metazoa, Chordata, Mammalia, Chiroptera, Vespertilionidae.